AUGAAGUUAUUAUAUACUUAUUUGUCUUUUUUGCUACUUGCAUUUACUUUUGCUCAAACUUUAGAUGUCAAUCCUAUCACUGACGAGCUUAGUAUUAGAGACGCUAGUGGUGCCACAUCUGAAGAAAUCGAAGUUGCUAAUUAUCUUAAACAAUUAGUUGUCGCUGCUGGUCUUGAUUCUCAAAACUUGACCAAAAGAGAUUACCCAGAUAAUGCACUUUUAACUGCUGCCUUUACUAGUCUUAAUAGAUCAGGAGUUGGUGUACAACUUGUUCAUACUUUUACUACCAGUUCUGCUACCCAAGGUACUACUAUUAAUACUAUUGGUCAAUAUAUCUCAAUUACUGGAUUGACCAAACUUUUGACUUCUGCCAAUAAAUCUGGGUUAGCAGUUUCUAUUGUCAUGAGAUUUUUCAUCAACUAUUCCUUGGUUCCUGGAUUAUGGAAUGUUAUUGUUGCCUUAUGGAAUAAUGGUGUUAUUUCACUUGGUAAACGAGGUCUUCUCGAUUUGGUAGGUGGUAUUAUUAAUGGUGUGCAGCUGUCUAUCAUUAACUCUCUUAUUACCAUUAUUAAUUCCGUCACUGAUUUGACUCAAAUUUGUUCAUCAUUAAAUAAAUCUGGAUUAGCUGUAUCUAUUGUUGAUGAUUUACUCACAACUUCUGAUGGACAAAACUUCGUUGUUAAAUUGGCUACUAAUCUUGUUCAAAAAAGUAUUAUAACAUUCGACUCCUUGCUCCAAGCUUUACAAACUUCAGGAAUCAUUGUUGAUACUUUCACGACAAUUAUUGGGAACUCUACAUACAGAAAAAUCAUUUUUAUUUGGGCAGUUAAAAGUUUGGUUGGUUUGAUUAAAUACAUUUUCUAA
Candida dubliniensis CD36 is the source of this 864-nucleotide messenger RNA. RefSeq lists its product as uncharacterized. NCBI's taxonomy places the organism in Eukaryota, Fungi, Ascomycota, Pichiomycetes, Serinales, Debaryomycetaceae. The transcript has a single exon. The record is from RefSeq and is a predicted model, not a curated record. The coding region runs from base 1 to 864 and encodes 287 amino acids.